GGCUCCGGGGUGUGUGUGUGGGGGGGGGGGGUGAGGCCGGAGCGGCGGCCCCCGGCGCCAUGCGGGCCAAGAAGUCCUUCCGCCGGCGGAGGGAGGAGGACGAGGAGGAGGAAGAGGACGAGCAGGUCGCUGAGGAGGUCAGGUUAAAACUUGAGGAAGCCAAAGAGGUUCAGAGCCUCAGAAAGAGACCCAAUGGGGUGAGUGCUGUAGCUCUGCUUGUGGGAGAGAAGCUGCAAGAAGAAGCAACUCUUGUGGAUGACCCGUUUAAGAUAAAAUCUGGGGGAAUGGUGGACAUGAAGAAGCUGAAAGAAAGAGGCAAGGACAGGAUUAAUGAGGAGGAAGACCUGAACUUGGGAACUUCCUUCUCGGCUGAAACCAACCGGCGGGAUGAAGAUGCUGACAUGAUGAAGUACAUUGAGACUGAGCUGAAGAAGAGAAAGGGGAUUGUGGAGAAUGAGGAGCAGAAGGUGAAGCUUAAGAACGCCGAGGACUCUCUGUAUGAGCUGCCAGAGAACAUCCGUGUCUCCUCUGCAAAGAAGACUGAGGAGAUGCUGUCCAACCAGAUGCUGAGUGGCAUUCCUGAAGUGGAUCUGGGAAUUGAUGCAAAAAUAAAAAACAUCAUCUCAACUGAAGAGGCCAAGGCCAAGCUGCUGGCAGAGCAGCAGAACAAAAAGAAAGACAGUGAAACUUCCUUUGUUCCCACCAACAUGGCCGUUAACUACGUCCAGCACAACAGAUUUUAUCAUGAGGAGCUAAAUGCACCAGUGCGAAGGAACAAAGAAGAGCCAAAGCCCCGUCCUCUGAGAGUGGGGGAUACAGAGAGGCCAGAACCUGAGCGGUCUCCUCCAAAUCGCAAACGUCCUCUGAAUGAAAAGGCAACAGAUGAUUACCACUAUGAGAAAUUCAAGAAGAUGAAUAGGCGAUACUGAUGAAGGCUUAUUUCUAUAGCAGUUCUCACUGCUGUUUACUAUAGCUGUGAAGAAGAGGAAAAUUGUAUUGGGUUGUAACUGCUGAAUUGGAGGAAAAUCUGCUUUUCAGCUCUGAGGGCAGCUGCUGGAGGCCAGAGGCUUCACAGCUGCUGUCGGGCAUGUCUUCCUGGGAGGUGUGAUGUGUGGGAGCUUCCAAGAUUUGGAACUUGAAAACAAUAAAAGUGUUUUUAAGUGAUC
Molecule: messenger RNA, 1166 nt
Organism: Apus apus (common swift)
Lineage: Eukaryota; Metazoa; Chordata; Aves; Apodiformes; Apodidae
Gene: C19H9orf78
Product: chromosome 19 C9orf78 homolog
Exons: 10
Coding region: 60-929 (289 amino acids)
Biological process (GO): mRNA splicing, via spliceosome
Cellular component (GO): spliceosomal complex
Source: RefSeq, a predicted model, not a curated record